Molecule: messenger RNA, 785 nt
Organism: Panicum virgatum (switchgrass)
Lineage: Eukaryota; Viridiplantae; Streptophyta; Magnoliopsida; Poales; Poaceae
Product: thaumatin-like pathogenesis-related protein 1
Exons: 1
Coding region: 57-569 (170 amino acids)
Biological process (GO): defense response
Cellular component (GO): extracellular region
Source: RefSeq, a predicted model, not a curated record
UAUACGAUUCCACCACCCACUCACUCGACCCAGCCAACUCAACACAUAGCAUAUCAAUGCCUGCCUACUCCUCGGUCGUCUUCCUCCUCCUCGCCGCCUUCGUGGCCGGUGCUAGCGCGGCCACGUUCACCAUCACCAACAGGUGCAGCUUCACGGUGUGGCCGGCGGCGACCCCCGUGGGCGGGGGCGCGCAGCUCAACACGGGUGGGGCCUGGACCAUCACCGUGCCCGCCGGCACCCAGUCCGGCAGGGUGUGGGGCCGCACGGGGUGCUCCUUCAGCGGCGGGAGGGGGCGGUGCGCGACCGGCGACUGCGGCGGCGCCUUCUCCUGCACCCUCUCCGGGCAGCCUCCGAUGACGCUGGCCGAGUUCACCAUCGGCGGCGCCAUGGACUCGUACGACAUCUCGGUGAUCGACGGCUUCAACGUCGGCAUGGCCUUCUCCUGCAGCACCGGCGUGUGCCUGGUGUGCCGGGACGCCGGCUGCCCCGACGCGUACCACCAGCCCCCGGACAGGAAGACCCACACCUGCGCCGCCAACAGCAACUACCAGGUCACCUUCUGCCCGUGAUAGAUGAGGCACAGGCAGCAACACCUCAUAUAGUCGAACAAUAAACCAUGCUCGCUAGCUUUGCCAUGCAUGCACGAUCGAAGCUAGGCAUGAACAACCCCAACCAUCCAAUAAUCCAAGGGCGCACGCUUGUGUACUUAUCUUAUUAUAAACAAUAACGUGUGAUGCAUGUCUUUUUCCUACAAAUUAAGUACACAAAUAAAAGUUAGCUUACUA